Sciurus carolinensis (gray squirrel) is the source of this 2281-nucleotide messenger RNA. RefSeq names its product coiled-coil domain containing 60 (gene Ccdc60). The coding region runs from base 344 to 1984 and encodes 546 amino acids. The transcript is spliced from 14 exons. Lineage: Eukaryota; Metazoa; Chordata; Mammalia; Rodentia; Sciuridae. The record is from RefSeq and is a predicted model, not a curated record.
CAUUGAUGGAGUUUUAUUUUUUUUCCGUUCAUAUUUUAUUUUACUUAUAGAAGGGAAAGAGAUUCGCUUCCGAAGAUGGGGGGAAGUUUAUAAAAGUUUGUAGUUUUCUGAAAAGUUAAUAAUUCCCCAUUAGCCUGAUUCCAUCGUCUCUGGACUUCCUUAUCUUGUCUGUGGGACAUUCAAGUAAUUUGUUUUCCCAUUCCUUGUCGCACAAAGAAACCCUUUUGGGGAUCUGUGUCGCUGGGACUUGGGAGGCAGGGAGAAAUUUCUGGAAUCCCUCAAAAAGAUAGAAGAUUCUGGAAAAGUCUUGGGAGGACAAGAGAAAGCCUGAAAGACUUCCAAGAUGACCAAGGUGCCAGCCACCAAAAAGAUGCACAGUUCCCCCAGCUCCGGGGCCAUGUGGACCUGUUAUGACUCAGAACCUCAGACCCAGGCCCCAGACAAGCCAAUGAGGAACAUCAAGUAUAUGGAAAAGGAAAUAAUAAACCUCAAAAAAGACCUCAGGCGAAGCCGGGGUCUGAUCCAGUUGGUGAGGAUCGGCCACAGUUACUUCACCAUCCUGCGAGACGAGAGCGCCAGGAAGAAGGGGCAGCAGCAACUCCAGAAGCUGGAAGAGGAAGAGAGAAACAGGUUCCAGCCAGCCAAGAAGUCCUCGGAAAUCCAAUUAGGGGACUCCUUGCUGGUCGCCUACGAGGAGAAGAAGCCGGGCCCCAUCGCCGUGCUCCGCCCGUUCAACCCCGUGCACAGCUGCCUCUUCUCGCCGCUGCUGUCCGAGGCCCACAUCGAGCCCAUCUUUCGCCAGCUGUGCGCCCUGCACUGGCUUCUGGAGGCCCUGACCAUCGACCACACCCACCACGCCAUGAAGCCGGUGAUCACCUGCUGGAACCCCAAGGACCCGGGAGGAAGCAAGAGCUCAAUAAAAAGGAUCAAUAAGGACAAGUCCAUGGGACAGCGGUGGGAACACUUCGUCACGGCGCCAAAGACCAAGAAAUUCAAAAUCCCCGUCAUCAGGGCCACCAGCCGGAGGCUGAGCCGGCGAGGCUCCACCGUCAGCCUGUCGCGGACCAGCGGGGGCUCCUCCCCGCAGAGCAGCAUGAUCUCCGUGAACCCCGGCUCCGACGAGCCCCAGAGCGUCAUCACCCAGGUGACCGGCAGCAGGGACAUCGAGGACAACGAGUCCUCCUCCACCAAGCCCGACGAGGAACCCCUGCACAUCAACCUGCAGAAGCUCCUGGAGAUGGUUCGGGAAGACGCCCGGAGGACAGUCAUGAUGGAAAAUGGGAUGCAGAGGAAAGCCCCCAGCAUCUUGUCGGUGCUCAGACAGGCCAAGAGCGACUCCGCCUGCAAGGAGGGGCAGGCCACCCACAAGUCCAGUGAGAGAUCCAGCACCACCAGCGGAGAGAGCCACACCCAGGUGGUCCAGAAGAAGUCCAAGGGCCGCGCCACCCGGGACAUCAUUCUCUGCAAAAGCGGCAUCUGCAGCAGCAUGCGGGCCAAGUUCUACAGCGUGGCGCAGGAGGCCGGCUUCUGCCUGCAGGACAAGGUGGAGAUCCUCGUGAAGCGCCAAGAAGAGAGAGGACUCCAGAAGUUCAAUUCUUUUGGCCGCGUCUCCACUUUCCAAAAGGACGUGGCCAAGAUGCGACAUCAAGUCUCUGUGGGCAAAGGAGACGCAGAAGAAAUUGCAGACCACUGGUACUUUGAUCUGUUGACCAAACUCCCGGAGGAUCUGAAGAGCUUCCGCCCUGCCAAAAAGAUCCUGGCGAAACUGCAGAAGUUUGGGGAGAACCUGGACCUCAGAAUCCGACCCCACGUCCUCCUGAAGGUGUUACAGGAUCUGAGGAUCUGGGAACUGUGCUCCCCAGACAUCGCGGUGGCUAUCGAGUUUGUGCGAGAACACAUCGUCCAUAUGCCUCAGGAAGAUUACAUCAACUGGCUGCAGGGCCGGGUCAACCUACCCAUCCGGACCCAGAGCGCCCUGACGUAGUCUAGGUCUGCAGUGACCAACUGUCCCAGCGUCCAAGGUCAAGCCAAAGCUAUGUCCCUACAUCCCACCUCUGUUCUUGCUUCCUGCCUGCUCUCACGCAGUAAGAUCAUCAGAAGACUGACCGCUGAAAACGUUCUAGAGAGAGAUUCCAGGUGGUCCUCUUGCCAACCCCACCCCCCCCCAGCCCCAACCUCCGGGUCUCUGUUCAUCGGUCCAGUCUGACUCUAUCUACUACUUCUCCAGAUUCCUUCCCCCUAUUCCUUUUCUACAAAUUUGGGAUAAUAAAAUUGAGCUGGG